Molecule: messenger RNA, 7932 nt
Organism: Anthonomus grandis grandis
Lineage: Eukaryota; Metazoa; Arthropoda; Insecta; Coleoptera; Curculionidae
Product: spectrin alpha chain
Exons: 24
Coding region: 235-7524 (2429 amino acids)
Biological process (GO): actin cytoskeleton organization
Cellular component (GO): cell projection; cortical actin cytoskeleton; plasma membrane
Molecular function (GO): calcium ion binding; actin filament binding
Source: RefSeq, a predicted model, not a curated record
AAUCGCUAAACGUCAGUUUCACAGUGAAAGAGUGAAAAAAUUGGGUGCGGUGGCCAAAAAGAUUUGCCUGAGAGAAAAAUAAAAGUCUUGAAUUGAAAAUUCUUUAAUUUAAUUGAGAAUUAGUUCCUUGGAGUAAGUGGACUUCACACAGAAUUAUUUUAUUGCGCACCUGCUAAAAGCCUUUUUAUACAUCACAAUAAAAAUAAUUAAAACAGUUAAGUUGGACACUUAACCAUGGAUCAGAUUCCACCACCAAAAGAGGUUAAGAUCCUCGAAACUGCUGAGGAUAUUCAAGAGAGACGUCAGCAAGUUCUGACUCGAUAUGACAACUUUAAAGCCGACGCUAGAGCCAAGAGAGAGAAGCUAGAAGACUCUAGGCGCUUUCAAUACUUUAAACGCGAUGCUGACGAGCUUGAAUCCUGGAUCUUGGAGAAGCUGCAAGCUGCAUCUGAUGAAAGCUACAAAGAUCCCACCAACUUGCAGGCUAAAAUCCAGAAACAUCAGGCUUUUGAGGCUGAAGUAGCUGCCCACAGCAACGCGAUCGUCGUGCUUGACAAUACCGGACGUGAAAUGAUCAACCAGAACCACUACGAAUCAGAAACUAUCCGAAGACGUUUGGACGAAUUACACCGCCUCUGGGAACAGCUUCUGUCCAAAUUGGCCGAAAAGGGAAUGAAAUUGCAACAAGCUUUAGUCUUGGUACAAUUUAUUAGACAUUGCGAUGAAGUCAUGUUCUGGAUCAAUGAGAAGAGUGCAUUUCUAUCCACUGAAGAAUUCGGACAUGAUCUUGAACAUGUCGAAGUACUCCAAAGGAAGUUCGACGAGUUUCAGAAAGACAUGGCCUCCCAGGAAUACCGCGUAACUGAAGUUAAUGAAUUAGCGGAUAGGCUUUUGCAAGAAGGCCACCCGGAAAGAGAUCAAAUUAACACACGCAAAGAAGAAUUGAAUAACGCUUGGCAACGUUUGAAGCAAAUGAGCCUUAUGCGUCAAGAUAAGCUCUAUGGUGCUCAUGAAAUUCAGAGAUUCAAUCGUGAUGCUGAUGAAACGGUUGCCUGGAUUUCUGAAAAAGAUGUAGUCUUAUCAUCUGAUGACUAUGGUAGAGAUUUGGCAAGUGUUCAGGCGCUUCAACGUAAACACGAAGGCGUGGAAAGGGAUCUGGCUGCUUUAGAAGAUAAAGUGGUGACUUUGGGCAAAGAGGCUGAAAGAUUGUGCGGAAUCCAUGGCGACCAUGCCGACCAAAUUCAAGCAAAGCGAGCUGAAAUCGAAGACUAUUGGCAGAGCCUUACUGCUAAGGCUAAAGAACGCCGAGAAAGACUCGAAGAGUCCUAUGCCUUGCACCGUUUCCUUGCUGACUUCAGAGAUCUGGUCUCUUGGAUAAACGAUAUGAAAGCAAUCAUCUCAGCUGAUGAGCUGGCCAAAGAUGUUGCUGGAGCUGAAGCUUUGCUAGAACGUCACCAAGAACACCGUGGUGAAAUUGACGCUAGGGAAGACAGCUUUGGAACCACCAUUGCGGCAGGAAAGAACCUUUUGGAAAAAGGUCAUUAUGCUGGAGAUGAAGUUAAAGAGAAAUUGUCGAUGUUGGAGUCAGAUAAAAGGUCGUUGCUGGCUUUGUGGGAUGAGAGAAGGAUUUUGUACGAACAGUGUUUAGAUUUGCAAUACUUCUAUCGUGAUACUGAACAAGCUGACACAUGGAUGGCUAAACAGGAAGCUUUCCUGGCAAAUGAAGACUUGGGUGACUCUUUGGAUUCAGUAGAAGCUUUGAUAAAGAAACAUGAAGAUUUUGAAAAGAGUCUUGCGGCACAAGAGGAAAAAAUUAAAGCUCUCGAUGAAUUUGCUACAAAGUUGAUUGAUGGUGAACAUUAUGCUGCCGACGAUGUGGCUCAACGUCGUGCGAUGCUGCUGGAACGCAGAAAGGCUUUAAAAGAAAAGUCGAGCAAACGAAGGGAACUCUUGGAAGACGCUUAUAAGCUACAACAGUUUGAAAGGGAUUGUGAUGAGACCAAAGGAUGGAUUAAUGAAAAACUUAAGUUUGCUCUAGAUGAGAGUUACUUGGAUCCAACCAAUCUUGGGGGAAAGGUUCAAAAACACCAAAACUUCGAACAAGAAUUGAGCGCGAACAAAACCAGAAUGGAAGAAAUUACUUCUACUGGUCAGAACCUCGUUGAAGCAAACCACUAUGCUGCUCCAAGGAUACAAUCGCGAAUGGAAGAAAUCGUGCAACUUUGGGAAACUUUAGUUCAGGCUACUGAUAAGAAAAACUCAAAGUUGCAAGAAGCAAGUCAACAACAGCAGUUUAACAGAACCAUCGAGGAUAUUGAGUUGUGGCUGAGCGAAAUUGAAGGACAACUAUUAUCUGAGGACUAUGGUAAAGAUUUGACGAGUGUUCAAAAUCUGCAGAAGAAACAUGCUCUUUUAGAGUCAGAUGUUGCAUCACACCAAGACCGUAUUGAAGCCAUUACUUCAGCAGCUACCCAGUUUGUCGAGAGAGGGCAUUUCGAUGCCGAUAACAUCGCACAUAAGCAAAAAGUACUUACUGAACGCUAUGCCGCCCUACAAACCCCUAUGGCUGUUAGGAAGCAGAGACUUUUAGACUCGUUGCAAGUUCAACAGUUGUUCCGAGACAUUGAAGACGAAGAAUCUUGGAUUCGUGAAAAAGAACCAGUAGCAGCAUCGACUAACAGAGGACGCGACUUGAUUGGAGUUCAAAAUUUGAUUAAGAAACAUCAAGCUGUUAUGGCGGAGAUCAACAAUCACGAUGGUAGAAUUGCCGCAGUCAUCGAGGCCGGCAAACAAAUGACUGAAGAUGAACAUUUUGCCAGUGAUGAAAUCAGAAACCGAGUUACCGCCCUAAGUGAGCAUUGGGAACAAUUGAAAGAAAAAGCGCAUCAACGCAAACAAGAUUUGGAAGAUUCACUGCAAGCGCAUCAAUAUUACGCUGACGCGAACGAGGCGGAGUCUUGGAUGAAAGAAAAGGAACCGAUUGUGGCCAAUACGGAUUACGGUAAAGACGAAGAUUCUUCUGAGGCUUUACUAAAGAAACACGAGGCUCUGAUGAGCGAUUUAAUCGCUUUUGGAAACACUAUUGAGUCCCUUAAGGAGCAAGCGAGAAAUUGCAGACAGCAAGAGCCGCCAGUAGUCGAUGUAACAGGCAGAGAAACCGUUCAAGCCCUAUACGAUUACACUGAAAAAUCUGCUAGGGAAGUAUCCAUGAAAAAAGGUGACUUACUUCAUCUGCUGAACUCCAACAACAAAGACUGGUGGAAGGUAGAAAUUCAUGAUCGGCAAGGAUUCGUGCCCGCGGCAUAUGUUAAAAAAGUGGAAGCGGGUCUUACAGCUUCACAACAGAAUCUUAUCGAGAACAGCUCGAUUUCCGCACGUCAACAGCAAAUUAAUACCCAAUACGAAAGACUUUUGGCUCUGGCCAGCGAACGUCAAGAGAAACUCAACGAAACCGUAAAAGCGUACGUUUUGGUCAGGGAAGCCUCCGAAUUGACCAACUGGAUUAAGGAUAAGGAAAUGCAUGCGCAAGUUCAAGAUGUCGGUGAAGAUUUGGAGCAGGUCGAGGUGCUCCAAAAGAAGUUUGACGAUUUCCAAACCGACUUGAAAGCAAACGAGGUGCGUUUGGCUGAAAUGAAUCAAAUCGCUAUGCAGUUGGUGUCUCUCGGUCAGACCGAAGCUGCUUUGAAAAUCAGAACCCAAUUGGACGACUUGAAUACUAAGUGGACCAGUUUGCAACAACUUACUUCGGAAAGGGCCAGUCAGCUGGGAUCUGCUCAUGAAGUACAAAGAUUCCACCGUGAUGUUGACGAAACCAAGGAUUGGAUUCAAGAAAAAGACGAAGCUCUUAACAAUGAUGAUCUUGGAAAGGAUUUGCGUAGUGUGCAGGCCUUGCAAAGGAAACAUGAGGGAUUGGAACGGGAUUUGGCUGCUUUAGGAGACAAGAUUAAGCAAUUAGAUGAUACCGCCAACCGUCUAAAACAAUCCCAUCCCGAGCAAGCGGAGCAAACGAUUCAAAAACAACGCGAAAUCACAGAGCUAUGGACUCAGAUCACCGCCAAAGCUCAUUCGCGUAAAGAGAAAUUGCUGGACUCUUACGAUCUUCAAAGAUUCCUCAAUGAUCAUAGAGAUUUAUUAGCCUGGAUCAAUUCCAUGCUGGGCUUGGUAAGCUCCGAGGAAUUGGCCAAUGAUGUUACUGGAGCCGAGGCUCUUAUGGAAAGACACCAGAGCUGCAAGGCAGAAAUUGAAACCCUCUAUGGAUAUCCGCAGGAGCACCGUACUGAAAUUGACGCCAGAGCCGGCACAUUCCACGCCUUAGAGCAAUUUGGUCAUCAGCUUCUCCAAUCCAACCAUUACGCCUCCCCCGAAAUCCAAGAGAAACUGGAACAACUGCACCAGGCCAGAGCCGACUUAGAAAGAGCCUGGAUCGACCGCAGGCUUCGUUUGGAUCAGAAUCUGGAACUUAAUCUGUUCUAUAGAGAUUGCGAGCAAGCAGAAAACUGGAUGAGCGACAGAGAAGCCUUCUUAGCGUCAGACGAGGUCGAUUCUAACGGAGAUAAUGUCGAAGCACUUAUUAAGAAACAUGAAGAUUUCGAUAAGGCUAUUAAUGCUCAUGAAGAAAAGAUUGCGACAUUGCAGACCCUGGCCGAUCAACUGAUCGCGAGAGAUCAUUAUGAUUCUGACGCUAUCGAUAAAAAGCGCAAGCAAGUGUUCGAGAGGUGGCAUCAUCUUAAGGACGCUUUGAUCGAUAAACGUUCGAAACUUGGUGAAAGUCAGACAUUACAACAAUUUUCGAGAGAUGCCGAUGAGAUUGAGAACUGGAUUGCAGAGAAAUUGCAAUUGGCUACAGAAGAAAGUUACAAGGACCCAGCAAAUAUCCAAUCUAAACAUCAAAAACAUCAAGCGUUUGAGGCAGAACUGGCCGCUAAUGCAGACCGUAUACAGAGCGUGCUUGCCAACGGUGGUAAUUUAAUUGACAAGAAGCAAUGUGCUGGAUCUGAAGAGGCUGUCAGAAAGAGACUCGAGUCUAUUGCUGAACAAUGGGAAUUCCUCACCCAAAAGACUACGGAGAAAUCAAUGAAACUUAAGGAAGCCAACAAACAAAGAACUUACAUUGCUGCCGUGAAAGAUUUAGAUUUCUGGCUCGGCGAGGUUGAGAGUUUGCUGACCAGCGAGGAUGCAGGAAAAGAUUUAGCCUCGGUACAGAACUUUAUGAAGAAACAUCAACUGGUGGAAGCCGACAUUCAGCACCAUGAAGACCGAAUUAAAGAUAUGAACGAUCAAGCUGAUUCAUUAAUCGAGUCUGGACAAUUUGACACCGCAUCCAUUCAAGAAAAACGACAAUCGAUUAACGAACGUUACGAACGAAUCAAGAAUUUAGCUGCACACAGGCAAGCCAGGCUUAACGAAGCAAACACUCUUCAUCAGUUCUUUAGGGACAUUGCUGAUGAAGAAUCUUGGAUCAAAGAAAAGAAAUUGUUGGUUGGAAGCGACGAUUAUGGGCGUGAUCUUACUGGUGUCCAAAAUCUUAAGAAAAAACACAAACGUCUGGAAGCGGAGUUGGCAUCUCAUGAGCCGGCGAUUCAGUCAGUUCAGGAAGCCGGAGAAAAACUUAUGGACGUAUCGAAUCUGGGUGUACCAGAAAUCGAACAAAGGUUAAAAGCCCUCAAUCAAGCCUGGGCUGAACUGAAACAGUUUGCUGCCACCAGAGGUCAGAAAUUGGAUGAAAGUUUGACGUACCAACAAUUCCUUACCAAGAUGGAAGAAGAGGAAGCUUGGAUUAGCGAGAAACAACAACUUCUUAGCGUUGAAGACUAUGGAGACUCUAUGGCCGCCGUACAAGGCCUGCUGAAAAAACACGAUGCUUUUGAAACGGACUUCCAAGCUCAUAGAGGUCGAUGCAAGAACAUCUCGGAAGAAGGCGCUGAACUGGUCGCAGCCGGAAAUCACCAUGCAGAAAGUAUUAAUCAGCGUUGCCAGCAAUUGCAAACUAAGCUGGACCAUUUGGCUGCGUUGGCCGCUAGAAGGAAGGCUAAGCUUGUUGAUAACUCCGCUUACUUACAAUUUAUGUGGAAGGCCGAUGUGGUUGAAAGCUGGAUCGCUGAUAAGGAAACUCACGUCAAAAGUGAAGAAUUUGGUAGAGACUUGUCUUCUGUGCAGACCUUGUUGACUAAACAAGAAACUUUCGAUGCAGGUUUAACUGCCUUUGAACAUGAAGGCAUCCAAAACAUCACCGCAUUGAAAGACCAACUGGUCGCCGCCAACCACGACCAGACUGCCAGUAUCGUGCAACGCCACGCCGAUGUUAUCGCUAGAUGGCAGCGUCUGUUAUCUGAUUCGGACGCUAGAAAACAACGUUUACUUAGCAUGCAAGAACAAUUCAAGCAAAUCGAAGAACUUUUCCUGUUGUUCGCAAAGAGAGCUUCGGCAUUUAACUCUUGGUUCGAAAACGCCGAGGAAGAUUUAACUGAUCCCGUUCGGUGUAACUCUAUCGAGGAAAUUAGAGCUUUGAGAGAUGCCCAUGCUCAAUUCCAGGCUUCACUCUCAAGUGCCCAGGCAGACUUUGAUGCCUUAGCAGAAUUGGAUCGUCAAAUUAAAUCUUUCAAUGUUGGACCAAACCCUUAUACUUGGUUCAACAUGGAGGCUCUGGAAGAGACAUGGAGAAAUCUACAAAAGAUUAUCUCUGAGAGAGACGCCGAACUGGAUAAAGAGGCGCAGCGACAGGAAGAGAACGAUAAACUAAGAAAGGAGUUUGCCAAGCACGCCAAUGCUUUCCAUCAAUGGUUGACUGAGACUCGAACCUCAAUGAUGGAAGGAUCAGGCUCCCUUGAACAGCAACUCGAGGCGACCAAACGUAAGGCGGCGGAAGUUAGAGCUCGUAGAUCCGAUUUGAAGAAAAUUGAAGAUUUAGGAGCAAUAUUAGAAGAACAUCUUAUUUUGGACAACAGAUACACCGAACAUUCCACAGUAGGUUUAGCGCAACAGUGGGAUCAACUGGACCAAUUAGGAAUGAGAAUGCAACAUAACUUAGAACAGCAAAUACAGGCUCGUAACCAAUCAGGAGUUAGUGAAGAUGCACUGAAAGAAUUCUCGAUGAUGUUCAAACACUUUGACAAAGAAAAAUCUGGAAAAUUGAACUUGCAAGAGUUUAAGAGCUGCCUCAGAGCACUUGGGUAUGACUUACCCAUGGUAGACGAGGGACAACCGGAUCCAGAGUUUGAUGCUAUAUUAAAUAUUGUGGAUCCGAACAGAGAUGGUUACGUUUCUCUGCAAGAGUACAUGGCGUUCAUGAUUAGCAAAGAGACUGAAAACGUACAGAGCUCGGAAGAGAUUGAAAAGGCAUUUAGAGCUAUUACGGCGGGCGACCGUCCUUACGUCACGAAGGAAGAAUUAUAUGCCAAUCUUACCAAGGAAAUGGCCGACUACUGCGUGGCCCGCAUGAAACCUUACGUGGAACCCAAAACGGAGCGACCUAUAGCGGGCGCUUUGGAUUACAUAGAUUUUACCCGGACGCUAUUUCAAAAUUAAUAACUGUUCUUUUUAGCUUUUAAUUUUAUAUUUAAAAAAAAAACUGAAAAAAAAAACAAAAAAAAUAGUAGAGUGCACCAUUACUAUUAUUAGCUUAAGCUUAAAUAAUAUACUUAAAAUAAUAAAAAAUAUAUAUUAUUAUUUUGAAGAUUAUUACUUAUUAUACAGUAUUGAUUUAAAUUGAGUAGACAGUUGGUUUUCGGCUUUUGCUUUGACUCGCCUUUUUGCGCAAUAUGAAGAAGCAUUUCUUUAAAUGUUAACGACAGCUACUCUGUUGGAAAGUAAUAAUUUAUAAUAAGGUUGGUAUUGUGUUCUUUUUUGUACUUUUAUUUAUUGUUAAUUAUAAGGCAGCAAGCGCAUUUCGUCUUCUACCAAAAAAUAUAUAUAACUUUUGCUUUUGAAAAAUUA